CGCAAGCCGGUUUCGACGCUGUCGAUCCCCGGCGCUAUGAAGGCGUACUCUGGCGGCGGGAGGGACGCUUCGACCGAGGAGGCUGGCGUCGCGCUCGUUGGCGUGCAUAGCGAGUACCCGCGCUUCGGCGAGGAGCGGGCGCUUGGCGGCGGCACCUACAAAGGCGGGGGGGCGGCGAAGCACAAACCCAAUAUAGGAUAUAGAUUAGGUAGAAGAAAGGCGCUAUUUGAAAAAAGAAAACGAAUAAGUGACUACGCUUUAGUAAUGGGGAUGUUUGGUAUUAUUAUAAUGGUUAUAGAAAAUGAACUUUCAAGCGCUGGUGUUUAUACUAAGGCAUCAAUAUAUUCCCAGGCGUUGAAGACGCUUAUAUCAAUGUCGACUGUGAUUUUACUUGGCCUAAUCGUCGCGUAUCACGCUUUAGAAGUACAGUUAUUUAUGAUAGACAACUGCGCCGACGACUGGCGGAUAGCCAUGACGUGGCAGCGCAUAGCCCAGAUAGCGUUGGAGCUGGCCAUCUGUGCAGUCCACCCCAUCCCUGGCCAGUACACCUUCACGUGGACCACCAAGCUUGCCAACAAAGGAGGCGUUAUAGGCGUUGAAGUUGGCACAAUGUAUAAGCAAAUUCAGGUCCCAUACGACGUCACGCUCUCGUUACCGAUGUUCUUUCGGUUAUAUCUCAUAUGCAGGGUCAUGUUACUACACAGCAAGUUGUUCACGGAUGCGUCUUCAAGGAGUAUAGGAGCUUUAAACAGGAUUAAUUUUAACACUAGAUUUGUUUUGAAGACACUAAUGACCAUUUGCCCUGGUACUGUGUUACUAGUUUUUAUGGUGUCAUUAUGGAUCAUUGCGAGUUGGACGCUAAGGCAAUGCGAAAGGUUUCACGAUGAAGAACAUGCUAACCUACUCAAUGCGAUGUGGCUUAUUGCAAUUACGUUUCUCUCCGUUGGUUUUGGUGACAUUGUGCCAAAUACAUAUUGCGGCAGAGGUAUAGCUGUUAGCACCGGCAUUAUGGGGGCUGGAUGUACAGCAUUGUUAGUGACAGUGGCUUCGCGAAAAUUAGAAUUGACUAGAGCGGAGAAACAUGUUCAUAACUUCAUGAUGGAAACCCAGCUCACUAAGAAGCUGAAAAACGCAGCAGCAAACGUACUACGAGAGACGUGGCUAAUUUAUAAGCAUACGCGACUCGUGAAGAGAGUCCACCCAGGUCGAGUGAGGACGCACCAGAGAAAAUUCCUACUAGCUAUUUAUGCGUUACGAAAAGUCAAGAUGGAUCAAAGAAAACUCAUGGACAACGCCAACACAAUAACAGACAUGGCAAAGGACCCCUUUCUGUUGCAGACCCAGAACACCGUCUAUGAGAUCGUCUCGGAUAUGAGCACGAGGCAAGACAGCAUAGAAGAGAGGCUGACUAGUUUAGAAGAAAAACUUACAUCAUUACAGGAACAAGUGAACAACCUGCCAGAUGUAAUGGCGCGGUGCCUGCAGCAGUGCUGGGAGCGAGCAGAACAGCGGAGGAACUUCUUGCACCCCGACACGGCUGCGGCACCGACGCCACCCGCCUCUACCAUAGCGCCUUAUGCCAGAACACUAGCGUCCACGACGCACCCGUGGCCGCAGAGCCCCGUCCUCCAGCCUCCCGGGAGAACGCAUUCGGCCCCCGAGAGCACCGCGGCCCCCUCGCCGACCCCCCAGCCCACCAGCCCCGCGCCCUCGCGGCCCCCCCUACCCAGCUGAGUACCGCCUUCCAACUCCGAACUCCUGUGCUGAACUCGACGAAACUCGGCGCCCCUCCUCUGACCUCCCCACAACCCGAGCCCGCCGGGAAUCAAGUAUGACUGCGAUGUAAAAUACUGAACACGAAUUUAUUAUAGAUGGUGGUGGCGUCAAAACUACGGUGUUAUUCUUUUGGAUUAUCUUUUCGGUUUCGCUUUACCAUGCCUGUCAGUUUGAGGGAUCUUGAAUUUGAUUUUUGAUGCAUAAAAUUGUAAAAAAAUUAAUCAACACAUUUUGAUCGAACAAGACCAAUUAAUUGAUCAUUUAAUAAAGAAAUAAAGAAGAAGAUUAAUAAAAAGAAAUUUUUGAUGAU
Molecule: messenger RNA, 2086 nt
Organism: Ostrinia furnacalis (Asian corn borer)
Lineage: Eukaryota; Metazoa; Arthropoda; Insecta; Lepidoptera; Crambidae
Gene: SK
Product: small conductance calcium-activated potassium channel
Exons: 14
Coding region: 37-1734 (565 amino acids)
Biological process (GO): potassium ion transport
Cellular component (GO): membrane
Molecular function (GO): small conductance calcium-activated potassium channel activity; calmodulin binding
Source: RefSeq, a predicted model, not a curated record